GCACACUGGCCGAGGAAUCGUAAAAGCCACGACUUCUUCCUCCUUCGUCCACCUUCGUCUCCCUCCCUUCCGCGCAGGCCGCUCACCCCCUCCCCUGCCUCGCCCCGUCGGAUCAUCCGCGCCGCUGCCCGCCCCCCGAGGAAACCAAAUCGGUCGGUCAGUGCUUCACCGCAGCGGCGCGGCGACGAUGUGGUGGCUGCCGCCAUGCUUCCACGGCGGCAACGCGGCCAAGGGGGAGGGCCGAGACCAGUUCGACCCCAACCCCGUGUCGCCGGCCGCGGCCUCGGCGCGGUCCAUGAGCACGGCCACGUCGUCCACGAUCACUGCCCCGUCCGGCUCCGACCUCACCGGCUCCAUCAACGCCUCCGACAUGAGCGCCGACUCCAUCCAGCGCCCGCAGCAGUACCCGAGCUUCGCCGACCGGCCCGCCAACCUCCGGGUCUUCACCUACGCCGAGCUGCGGGCCGCCACCCGCAACCUCAGCCGCUCGCUCAUGCUCGGCGAGGGCGGCUUCGGCUGCGUCUACCGGGGCGCCAUCAAGGUCGACGCCGCCGCCGGAGACGGGACGCCUCCCCCGAUGGAGGUCGCCGUCAAGCACCUCAACCGGAACGGCCUUCAGGGGCACAAGGAGUGGCUGACGGAGGUCAACGUCCUGGGCAUCGUGGACCAUCCCAAUCUGGUGAAGCUGGUAGGCUACUGCGCCGACGACGACGAGCGAGGGGCGCAGAGGCUGCUGGUGUACGAGUACAUGCCUAACCGGAGCGUGGACGAUCACCUGUCGGGCAGAGCAAUCGGGACGACUCUGUCAUGGCCUAUGCGGCUCAGGGUGGCUCUCGACGCCGCCAAGGGGCUCAAGUACCUGCACGAGGACAUGGAUUUUCAGAUAAUUUUCCGGGACCUCAAGACAUCAAACAUUCUGCUGGAUGAAGACUGGAACGCCAAGCUUUCAGACUUCGGCAUGGCUAGGGAAGGCCCGACGGAGGGCCUCACACACGUCUCCACAGCGGUGGUUGGCACCCUGGGGUACGCGGCACCGGAGUACAUCCAGACGGGGCGGCUGAACGCCAAGAGCGACAUCUGGAGCUACGGCGUGCUGCUCUACGAGCUCAUCACGGGGCGGCGGCCCAUCGACGGGGAGCGGCCGAGGGGCGAGCAGAAGCUGCUGGACUGGGUGAAGCCCUACAUCUCCGACACCAACAGGCUGCGGCUGAUCGUGGACCCCAAGCUGGAGGGCCGCUACAGCAUCAAGUCGGUGGCCAAGCUGGUCACCGUCGCCAACCGCUGCCUCGCCAGGCUGCCCAAGGCGCGCCCCAGGAUGGGGGAGGUGCUGGACAUGGUGCAGAAGGCCGUCGACGUCGACGGCGCCGCCGCCGGUGCUGGCGCACCUCCGCUGCACCACUACAGCAGCGGCGGCGGCAGGGAGGAGGGGGGCAGCUCGAAGCUGAGGCGGGAUGGCAAGAAAGGGUUUCAUGGCCAGUGGCGAGCUGGAAGAGGAAAAGGACCCCUCAUGUGCUGAUGCUGAUGCUAGUUUAAUUCAGGUGAUUGAUUAGAUUUUUCUAGGAUCUCAAUUAAUCCUAGUACGGCAGUAGUAUGUGUGUUGGUGGUGGUGUUCCCAGGAAGAGUCAUAGUGUGCAGUGUCAAUUGUGUGGAUAUGACAUGGCUAUAUAAUAUGGUUAGGUGAGUGAGUCAGUGAUUAUCCUAUCAACCAUCAUUAUUAAAAAGAAAAUCCCAGCCCUCCUUUUUGCUGUAAAAUUCAGCAUAAAGUCUUCGUAGACCUCUUUCCGAUGAAAAAAUCAUUUUUUUUGUGUAAUUCCAAAUGUGAAGCAAGUCUCCGUAUCUUAUUGGUGGGACUGAAUACU
Messenger RNA from Triticum dicoccoides, 1859 nucleotides. RefSeq names its product serine/threonine-protein kinase PCRK1-like. Bases 188 to 1516 code for a protein of 442 amino acids. Gene Ontology annotation, biological process: protein phosphorylation. The transcript has 5 exons. The record is from RefSeq and is a predicted model, not a curated record. Gene Ontology annotation, molecular function: ATP binding; protein kinase activity. NCBI's taxonomy places the organism in Eukaryota, Viridiplantae, Streptophyta, Magnoliopsida, Poales, Poaceae.